GUCUUCAAAAUUACAUGCCAUAAUCUAAGGUAUUCUUUAUCAUCUCAAUAAUGUCUACUACAGGUUCAUCUGGCUGGGAUAGUGCUCUCUCCUUGGUCGAGUGUUCAUUGCUACAAUAAUUCGGAUUGAGAGGUAUUUCUCCCGUAGAAGAGAUCGAAUGAAAACAAGCAGUGUUAGUCCGUUGGAUUCGCCUCUUCUGACAACGGAUAGAUAUCGGGAAAAUAUAGAAAAGAAGAAAACGAUCAGAUUCACCUCCCAGCAGCUGAGGAGUGCCACCGGAGAUUUUAGGACGUUGCUGGGAGUAGGUGGCUUCGGAGAAGUAUAUAAAGGGGUUUUAAGCAACGAAACCGAUGUGGCGGUGAAGGUGUUGUUUGGAAGUUCUGAUGAGAGGAUUAAAGAACAGUUCAUUGCAGAAGUCAGCACGAUUGGAAGAAGCCACAAUUUUAAUUUGAUUCGAUUCUAUGGUUUUUGCUUCGAGAGAGACCUCAAAGCUUUGGUUUAUGAGUACAUGGUCAAAGGCUCCCUGGACAGGUUUUUGUUUAAUGCGCAAGAGAAGCUGGAGUUUGAAAAACUUCAUGAAAUUGCAACUGGUACAGCAAGGGGGAUUGCUUAUUUGCACGAAGAAAGUCAGCAGCGAAUUAUCCACUAUGACAUAAAACCAGGGAACAUUCUCCUUGAUGCCAAUUUCUUCCCUAAAGUUGCCGAUUUUGGGUUGGCCAAGCUCUGCAAUAGGGACAGAACUCACAUAACCAUGACUGGUGAGAGGGAACUCGCGGGUAUGCUGCCCCAGAACUCUUGAUGCCAUACCCUAUAACCCACAAAUGCGAUGUCUACAGCUUCGGGAUGCUUCUAUUUGAUAUUAUAGGGAGUAGAAGUAACCUUGACAUAAACUUUCCAGAAAGCAAGGAAUGGUUUUCAAGGUGGAUUUGGGAAAAGAUUGAGAAUGGAUAUGCGAAAGAGGUAAUGAUUGUGUGCAGGAUUGAGGAGAAGGACAGAGAGGUAGCAGAGAGAAUGGUGAGAGCAGCUUUGUGGUGUGUCCAGGACAAGCCUGAGUCAAGGCCUCUAAUGAGCUAUGUGGUGAAAAUGCUGGAAGGAGCAGUGGAGGUUCCAAUGCCUCCAAACCCAUUUCCACAUGCACCGGAAGGAGCAGUGGAGGUUCCAAUGCCUCCAAACCCAUUUCCACAUGCACCGGUAGGAGCAGUGGAGGUUCCAAUGCCUCCAUACCCAUUUCCACAUGUACCGGAGGUAGUGGAGGUUCCAAUGCCUCCAUACCCAUUUCAAAAUGCACCGGUUGGAGCAGUGGAGGUUUCAAUGCCUCCGGUUGGAGCAGUGGAGGUUCCAAUGCCUCCAUACCCAUUUCAAAAUGCACCGGAAGGAGCAGUGGAGGUUCCAGUGCCUCCAUACCCUUUUCUAGAUGUACGGGAGGUUAUGCCAACCCGUAAUAAUAGUGAACCCACCCAGAGAACUUUGACCACCAACAACAGCAGCAGCUUUGAUACAAAAUCCUCUUCAGUGGGGUGUGCAACCCCCAUCAUGAGAAAAUAUGAGAUCGAAAUUGUCUACGACUCCUAGAUGUUGCUUAAUAUUUGUUAUUUGUGAUGUAACAAUGAAGUGAAGGCUUGAUCUCAUGCCUGCAUUUGCUUUGAAUCAUGUUUGUUUUUGCUUAGUAAUGUUAUCCAUAUAAUUUUUUUUUUUAAUAAUUUUGCAAAGAGUUG
Molecule: messenger RNA, 1715 nt
Organism: Rubroshorea leprosula
Lineage: Eukaryota; Viridiplantae; Streptophyta; Magnoliopsida; Malvales; Dipterocarpaceae
Source: the annotation of a GenBank genome assembly